This is a messenger RNA of Apus apus (common swift), 5870 nucleotides long. It is a transcript of the gene TTLL5, whose product is annotated as tubulin tyrosine ligase like 5. The record is from RefSeq and is a predicted model, not a curated record. Gene Ontology annotation, biological process: protein polyglutamylation; microtubule cytoskeleton organization. Bases 175 to 4242 code for a protein of 1355 amino acids. Gene Ontology annotation, molecular function: tubulin binding; tubulin-glutamic acid ligase activity. Gene Ontology annotation, cellular component: cilium. NCBI's taxonomy places the organism in Eukaryota, Metazoa, Chordata, Aves, Apodiformes, Apodidae. The transcript is spliced from 34 exons.
UCGGUUGUUGUAGUAACGGGGAAGCGGCGGGAGGGGCCGCGGCGGGAGGGGCCGCCCGGUGCGCCCGCUCCUGCCAUGCGGGAGCAGGUAACUGCUCUUGCGAGAUCCCUUGAAUCUACCCGAAAGAGUCUCAGAGGCUACUGAGACUAGGCUGUAUGAAAACUCCUAAGGGAAAUGCCAGUUGGGAUGGCUCGAGACCUGGAGGAAACUGGCUCAUCCUCAGAGGAGGAGGAGGAAGAUGUAGAUGAGCUGGAGGAUCAUCCAUGUAUCAAGUGGACUGGUGGUGGCUGCAGACGGAUCCCAGUCUUGGUGUUUCAUGCUGAAGCCAUUCUGACCAACGACAGCUACCUCCGCUUAAUUGGAGAACGAUACCGCAUGUCCUAUAAGAUCGUGCGAACAGACAGCCGUCUGGUUCGGAACAUUCUGGCUGCCCAUGGAUUCCAUGAGGUGCACCCUAGUAGCAGCAAUUAUAAUCUCAUGUGGACAGGAUCACACUUGAAACCCUACUUGCUGCGUUCCCUUACAGAUAUUCAGAAAGUCAAUCAUUUCCCUAGGUCGUAUGAACUGACGCGAAAGGACAGACUAUACAAGAAUGUCAGUCGUAUGCAGCUGGCCCAUGGAUUCAAGACAUUCCAUAUCUUACCUCAGACCUUCAUCCUCCCCACAGAGUACCAGGACUUCUGCAAUACCUAUUCUAGGGACAGAGGCCCAUGGAUAGUGAAACCUGUGGCAUCUUCCAGGGGUCGAGGUGUCUACCUGAUAAACAAUCCAGACCAGAUUGUCCUGGAAGACAACAUCCUGGUUUCUCGUUACAUCACCAACCCUCUGCUCAUAGAUGAUUUCAAAUUUGAUGUGCGCCUCUAUGUUCUCGUUACAUCCUAUGAUCCACUUGUCAUCUAUCUCUACGAGGAAGGAUUGGCCAGGUUUGCAACAGUGAGGUAUGACCAGGCAUCCAAGAACAUUAAAAACCAGUUCAUGCAUCUGACCAACUACAGUGUCAACAAGAAGAGUGGAGAUUAUGUCAGCUGUGAUGAUCCUGAAGUAGAGGAUUAUGGAAACAAGUGGAGCAUGAGUGCAAUGCUGAGGUACUUAAAACAAGAGGGGAGAGACACUGCAGCACUGAUGGCCAGCGUGGAGGACCUGAUUAUCAAGACUGUAGUUUCUGCUGAGCUGGCCAUUGCCACAGCUUGUAAAACUUUCCUUUCACAUCGUGGCAGCUGCUUUGAGCUGUAUGGAUUUGAUGUCCUUAUUGAUGACACUCUCAAGCCCUGGCUGUUGGAAGUGAACCUGUCCCCAUCAUUGGCCUGUGAUGCUCCUUUGGACCUGAAGAUCAAAGCUAGCAUGCUCUCAGAUAUGUUCACUCUUGUAGGCUUUGUGUGCCAGGAUCCAGGCCAGCAGUCAAGCCGAGCCACUUCUCGUUCAUCUGAUUCUGUCAGGAGAAAUCCAUACCAGAAGCUGCAGCGUCCUGUUUCUGCACAGACUCUAACAGCAAACACCAGAUUGCGUACCCGUCCUCUGUCUGCCAGUGAUGCUGAAAUUAAAAACCCAAUGCCCUCAGGCAGGGAAAAAGCAACAGGAAGGCAAGGCAGCUCUAUGCUAGGUCUCUCCAUGGAGGAGAUAAAAGUUCUUCGUCGAGUGAGAGAGGAGUAUGAACGGAGAGGAGGCUUCAUUCGGAUAUUCCCUACCCCAUUAACAUGGGACCUUUAUGGAUCCUUUUUAGAACACAAGACAUCAAUGAACUACAUGCUGGCUACACGUCUGUUUCAGGACAGGGGCAAGAUGAAAAGAGACUUCAGUGCUGGCAGAUCCCGAGCAGGUCUUAAAGAAAGGCUGGAUAUGAGGCUGGAAACUAUAGGCUCUCAUGCUGUCUUUUAUGAGAGAAAGCUUCUUUCACUGGAGCUGCGGAAGCGCCGGCGAUGUCAUGGCAAGGCUAGAGCAACACGAACAAGAUCAUCAGGGACAUCAGAACCAACAAAGCUGUCCCUCAAGUCAGACACAGAAGGUGAGGAGGAAGAAGAGGUGGAUGCUGAUGAGGAUGAAGAGCUUGAUAGAACCAUUGGCUCUCUUUUGGAUACCCAGGAGAAAAGCAAGCCAAAGGGCUCUACCUUGGUAAAAACUACUAGUAAGGAGAAGUUGCCAAAAGAACUUGACAAGGAAACUGGAGACGGAGGAGAACCAAUUAGUCAAAAACCAGACUCAGAAUCUCAGUUUAACUUGCUGCAGGUUCUUCAAAAGCAUGGAAACCUAAGCAAAGUGCAAGCUCGCAGGGCUUUCUCUGCCUAUCUACAGCAUGUUCAGUUGAGACUGUCGAAGGAGGCUGGUGAACAGAUCCAGAAUCCUGCCUGGGCUGCCAAAGAGGAUGAGCAAAUGGAGCUUGUUGUACGCUUUCUGAGGCGAGCUGCCAGCAAUCUUCAUCAGUCCUUGAGGAUGCUGCUCCCCAGACGUCACUUAGGACUAAAAGACCGUCGUCGUAUCCUAGCUCAGCAGUUGGGCGAGUUCAUAAUCUGUUAUAACAAGGAAACAGAGCAGAUGGUUCAGAAGCAAUCAAAAAACAAACAGGAAGAGGAGGAGAAGGGAGUGAAUCCUGAAGGUUUUCAGAACUUUAUUACCAGAGCAAGUGAAAGUGACCUGGAGGAAGUGCUGACAUUUUACACGCACAAAAACAAGUCAGCAAGUGUCUUCCUAGGAACAAACUCUGCAGGCACAAAACCCAGCAACGCCAGUACCCAGUCAGAGAAACAGCCUCAAGGAGAGCACCCUGAGGUGGUGAAAAAACCAAAAGGUGGUCAGCCCAAAAGUUCAGCUGCAGAUCUGCUUGCAGAAGGAGAAUUAAAAGGCUAUAAAUCGAAAGAAGCUAAAUCAACCUUUCCAGAAGAACCUGCCUCCUUAAAUACUGAAGUGAAGUUACCUCGGUGUCACCCUCCUAGUGCUGCUUCCUGUGUUUCUGGUGCCACAUCCCAGAGAAGUACCAGUUCCUGGAUACCAUCUCAGCCUGCAGCCUCUGAAAAUUCAUCGGUGCCUGGUCACCAUUCAUUGCCACCUCCUCUAGUUGGUCCCAGGCUGAUUCAGUCCCCAUCCCCAGUACCCUCCUCGCAGAGCACAGCUCCUGACAGCUCUUCUGUCCUUACAAACCCAGAAACCAGUGAGGCAUCUAGUCUUGCAGUGUCACAUCGUUGUAAUUCUGGUAGCUACACCAUUGGCCCAUUCUCAUCUUUUCAGAGAGCUGCUCAGAUCUACAGCCAAAGAUUGUCCCGAUCAUCAUCUGCAAAAGUAGGUUUGUGCCAUCACAGUCCAAGUGGGCAGCGUAUGGGAUCGGCCCGGAUGCACAAAGAUGUAGAAGAUACUUCUUCCCAGGGCAAACAUUAUAGCCCCGGUACGGUAGCAGCAGAACUGGAGCAGCUGGCAGAAAAGCAAGCAGCCUGUCAGUAUUCCCCACCAAGCCACAUCAGUCUCUUUACGCAGCAGUUAACAAACCUGAACUUGGCAAGUGGAGCUAAAAGCAAGCAGAAUGCAGCAACCCCACAGAGCUGCCGGUCAGCACUCAACAAAGGAAGGUCAUUGUGGGCUGUUCAGUCAGACACUCGUAUAGCUGAAAAAAGAUCAGUCUCCUUAGCAGUCAGUUUUGUUCUCAAGAGAUGUGCCUACCAUGACAGAAGAAAACCAGAAGAAUGUCAGUACAAGUCACGUUUUGUGUUGAUCCACUUGAUCCUUGCUGUGGUUGUACAGUGGAACCUCUGCAGUGAGGAAUACUUCUUGCAUUUCUUUAAGUGGGCUCCAGAGAAUCAUCAUUUUGCCUGGGAAGGAGAGUUGGAGAACAGUGUCUACAACAAGUUGACAAAGAGACCGCUGGCACAUCCCAACUAUCAGCUCCAUUUUGCUGUGCAGCAGCUUCAGCAGCAGAAACGUCAGUCACCACAGCUGUUGGAGCAAAGCCAAGCCCGACACCAGGCUCUCUUUGCCAACUACUCAGAAUCCAGCACCAGCCAUAUAUCCAUGCCAGCUGGCUCUGAUGCCCACAAGACGUCAAGUGCCACUUCUAGUAUCCAGAAGGCAACCAGUUUGCACAAAGUGGUGCCAUCCCAGAGUAUGCCUUCUCAGCUGGUUCCAAAGCCUCCAGCAAACCACAGGCAGGCAGUAGUCAGAAAGGCUGCAGCCCAGAGGAUUUCCAAGAAAAGACCAGAGAUGCAUCGAGAGAGGAGAGUGAAUGGAAAGAAGCCUCUGUGUCAAAGGAAUAUAGAUUAGAGAAGAAAAAGAUGUCUUGCAUGCUCCAGCCUGUUCUUUACAGUCCCUGGUUAUUCUGCGCAAAGUAUUCUCAGACACUGUGUGUAGUCUGCUUUCAAAAAAUUCCAGUGGCAGAAACCCCACCAUGUGCUAUAGUAAACUAUUUAAGAAUCUAGACAUUAUUAUCAAAGUUUCUUCUGAUGUGCAAUCUGAAUUUUUCCUUUGUUUCAUCGUGUUAUACCUUGUUCCUCCCUCCUGAACCACCCUAAACACUUUCCCUUGCAAAUACUUUCCAUCUUUUGAAUAUCCUUCUACUUCUUGGAGUUUCCUAAUGUUGCUUAGACUUGUUGAGGUUUUGUUAACCUCAGAUAGUAGUUCCGCCUGCCAAGUCCUUAAUUGUCUUGAAUUUAUUUUCUUCAGUUUGUCAGAGUGCUUGCAUUGUGGCACGCAGAAUUGUACUUUUCCAGUGUGGGACUACCAUCUCCUUAGGUUAUGACAUGACAAAUACCCAUCUCCAUAACAUCUGAUUUUGACUUUUUGGCUGCAUCAUUUCUCUGUCAGGUCAUUUUUUAUUUGCUUCCCAUUCUCCCUCUCUAAUACUUGUUGGCUGUUUUCCUCAUCUCUUUCCCCAAAAAGAUCCCAGUGCUAUAUAUUAUUUCCACAAGACUCACUGAAACUAAUCCCAUUCUGUUGUUAAAGCUCUUGUGUCUCUUCUUUUUUUUUUUUUCCCAUAUAUUUCCGUAAGCCAGACCUUUUUUUCUCUAUCUGCUUUUUUGCACUGCCUGGCUUUUAACAUCUUAAUAAAGAUCAUCUUUUUAAAGUUGUUUGUAGAAUUUCUCCGGAGAAUGGAUGGUGAAGACCAACUAAAAUCAGCUUUGUCUCUUUGACCUAUCUCUUCUUUCAUGCGUUACCUGUUCUCUCCCAACUGGUACAUGUGGCUUCCAGAAGAAGAAGAAAAGAAUAAGAAGUAGAAAACUCAACUACAAAUAGAAUGAGAUGCUAAAGAUUAACUUUACUGACUAAUUAAAAACUAUCUAGUAACUUGGACACUUCCCUGGUUAAAACAUAAAGAAAAAAAGUAAUGCAACGGCCAGACAAUUCAGCCUUGUCUUUUCAGGUCUUGUUUUGUCAGUCUCUUAAAUUAUAAAAGGUGGUAGGUUGACUUUACCUGGGUUAUGUCCAAAGUGGACUUGUUGUUUGAACUACCAGAGUGGAAAACUGUGGUCCAAAUUAGUUUGUGGAAAAAGACUGACUGGGAGAAAUGGUUUAAUAUGUAGUGCCAACACUGAAAUGUAGCCCCAUAAAAUGGUCUCAUGGAGUUCCAUAGCUUUCAUUAUUAAAUGUGCUGGUAUUGCAAGUAAAAAGAUGUUUUUUGAAUGGCUAACACAACAAGCUCUUCUUUCUUCCCAAGAGUCAGACUGGGUCCUUUCUGCUCAUGUUGCCACUACUAUUUGCAGGUCUGUUAACCAUGAAGAGACCUGCUAAUAGGCAACAGCAAUGUUUUGAGACAGAGAUCACAGAUACAGUGUCUGUGGAAUGAAGUCCCUGGAAACAGCAUUUGGUGGAUCAAACCUUCAGAUGCCAGCAUGCAAAGUAGAAAAAUACAUUAGCUCAACUGUGAGAACCCAAAGUGAACUGGUACAGGUGGU